UGUAUGUCCAAUUUCAAGAGAGAGAUUUUGGCAGAAAAAACUGAUAGAGAACUUUCAAACCCCACACCAUUUCACACUUUUUUCUUCAUCAUCACUCAACUCAACUCAACUAUAGCCUCCUGCCUCUAAUAUUUCAGUCCCAAACUGAAAGUCUUAUUAUAAUUUGCCAAAGUUUCUUUACUCACUUUGUAUUAGUUAUCUAUCCGAAAGUUUUUAUCUUCACCUCAUAUUAUUUUCUUUCCUUUCUGUCUUUCUCUGUCGGUUGUAAAAUGAGUCCAGAAAGAAACCCUCUUGACCUCAACAACUUACCUGAUGACUUUUGUAGAGAUGGUAAACAAGUUAUUGAAGGUAGCUCUUCAUUUAAUGCAGGGUAUAGGAAAAAGAAAAACGGCGCUAAAGAAGGAAAAGAAGAGUGUGGUAAAGUCUAUGAAUGUAGGUUUUGUUCCCUCAAGUUCUGCAAAUCUCAAGCUCUUGGGGGACAUAUGAACCGCCACCGUCAAGAGAGGGAGACAGAAACUCUGAACCGGGCUCGUCAGCUCGUCUUCAAUAACGAUAACCUAAUUGCUCCUCCUCACUUAGGUUGCCAGCCAAUUCCUCAUGUAGCUGGAGGUUAUCAUCAUCAAGCAGGAAAUAUUGGUGAUCCAACACUCUCAUAUAGACCACAACCACCACCAGUUUAUCCAACAAGGUUAUUUUCCGGCAACUCCACCACCCUCUUGCCACCAGGACAACCACCACAACCACCUCAUCAACCACCCUACAUGUACCCUUCUCCGCCGCGUCUCCUCUCCUUUUCUUCUCAAUAUCCAACCGGCCAUUCAAACGAUUACUUUGUUGGCCAUGUUCUUUCGGGAAACUCACACUCAUCAACUCCAAAUAACUUCAUGGGAUCAUCAACUUUACCUGAUGGUAGUAACAAUUACACUUGCAUUGGUGCACCAAUAGGACAUGGACUUGGACUUGGCAGUGGAAGUAAUAGAGGCACAGAAGGGCUUAAUAAUAAUGGAUUUUAGUACAUCCUUUUCUGUUUCAGUUUAUGUGAACAUUUUCAGAUUACGAGCGUCAAACUGACUAA
This is a messenger RNA of Nicotiana tabacum (common tobacco), 1075 nucleotides long. Its product is annotated as zinc finger protein JAGGED-like. Gene Ontology annotation, molecular function: DNA-binding transcription factor activity. Lineage: Eukaryota; Viridiplantae; Streptophyta; Magnoliopsida; Solanales; Solanaceae. The record is from RefSeq and is a predicted model, not a curated record.